AAACGUGUUCUCAAAACAUGGCGGAGUGGCACCUCGUCAUCGUUUACCUACCCAUUGUGCAAAACCCCGCGAGAGUUUUUGAGCAGCUUUCCGAAAUCUCGCUGUUCCCCGAGAAUACGCAAAGAAUCAUCAGAGAGGCAGAAAUAAGCUUAUAUUCAUAUUUAUUCAUCAAAGAUCUGGAUUAAACCGGCUCCCUCUGGUUGAAGCAGAGACGAGAUGUCCGACAGCGAGGACAGCGACUUCUCCGACAACCAGAGCGAGCGCAGCAGCGAUGGAGAGGCCGAGGAAGUGGAGGAGAAUGAGGAGGAGACGGGCAGCCCAGUGGGCAGUGACAAGGUAGCGGAUGAGGAGGGGGAGGACCUGGAGGAUGAGGAGGAGUACGACGAGGAAGAGGAGGAGGAUGACGACGACGAUCGUCCGAGGAAGAAGCCGAGACACGGAGGGUUCAUCCUGGAUGAAGCUGAUGUGGACGACGAGUACGAGGACGAGGAUCAGUGGGAGGACGGCGCGGAGGAUAUUUUGGAGAAAGUUAACGAGGAGGCUGAAGUGUCAAACAUCGACCACGUGGUUCUGGAUGAGGAUCACUCUGGAUCCCGGCGGCUGCAGAACCUCUGGAGAGACUCCAGGGAGGAGGCGCUGGGCGAAUACUACAUGAGGAAGUACGCCAAGUCGUCCGGCGGCGAGCAUUACUCUGGAGGGGUGGACUACGUGGAGCCGAGCCAGAACACCAUCUCCCUGAAGAUGAUCCCUCGGAUAGACCUGGACCGCAUCAAGGCCAAGAUGAGCCUGAAAGACUGGUUUGCCAAGAGGAAGAAGUUCAAGAGGCCUCCACAGAGGCUGUUUGAUGCUGAGAAGAUCAGGUCUCUGGGAGGAGAGGUCAGCCACGACGGAGACUUCAUGAUCUUUGAGGGAAACCGUUACAGCCGCAAAGGAUUCCUCUUCAAGAGCUUCGCCAUGUCCGCUGUGAUCACAGACGGAGUGAAGCCCACGCUGUCAGAGCUGGAGAAGUUUGAAGACCAGCCUGAAGGAAUCGACCUGGAGGUGGUCACAGAGUCGGGUAAGGAGCGUGAGCACAACCUGCAGGCCGGCGACAACGUGGAGGUGUGUGAGGGCGAGCUGAUCAACCUGCAGGGAAAGAUCCUCAGCGUGGACGGCAACAAGAUCACCAUCAUGCCCAAGCACGAGGACCUGAAGGACCCUCUGGAGUUCCCGGCUCACGAGGUGAGGAAAUAUUUCCGGAUGGGCGACCACGUGAAGGUGAUCGCCGGGCGAUACGAGGGCGACACCGGCCUCAUCGUCAGAGUGGAGGAGAACUUUGUCAUCCUGUUCUCCGACCUCACCAUGCACGAGCUGAAGGUGCUGCCCAGAGACCUGCAGCUCUGCUCUGAGACCGCGUCCGGCGUCGAUGUAGGCGGGCAGCACGAAUGGGGCGAGCUGGUGCAGCUGGACCCGCAGACGGUCGGCGUUAUUGUUCGGCUGGAGAGGGAGACAUUCCAGGUGCUGAACAUGCACGGGAAGGUGCUGACCGUGCGCCACCAGGCGGUGAACCGCAGGAAGGACAACCGCUUCGCCGUGGCGCUGGACUCGGAGCAGAACAGCAUCCACGUGAAGGACAUCGUCAAAGUCAUCGACGGGCCGCACUCUGGCCGGGAAGGCGAGAUCCGUCACCUGUUCCGAGGCUUCGCUUUCCUGCACUGUAAGAAGCUGGUCGAGAACGGAGGAAUGUUCGUCUGCAAGACCAGACACCUGGUGCUGGCGGGCGGGUCCAAGCCCAGAGACGUGACCAACUUCACAGUGGGAGGAUUCGCACCGAUGAGCCCUCGCAUCAGCAGCCCCGUGCACCACGGCGGAGGAGGUGCUCAGCAGAGAGGAGGAGGCGGAGGAGGAAUGGGGCGGGGCCGAGGACGCAGAGACAACGAGCUGAUUGGUCAGACGGUCCGUAUCUCCCAGGGUCCUUACAAAGGAUACAUCGGUGUGGUGAAGGAUGCAACAGAGUCCACGGCCAGGGUGGAGCUGCACUCCACCUGUCAGACCAUCUCUGUGGACCGACAGCGAUUAACCACCGUCGGUGGAGCUAAGAGGCCCAGUGGGUUCACCUCCACCCAUGUACGUACUCCCAUCUACGGCUCCCAGACUCCCAUGUACGGCGUCGGCUCCAGGACGCCGAUGUAUGGAUCUCAGACUCCGCUGCACGACGGAAGCCGUACGCCCCACUACGGAUCUCAGACCCCACUGCAUGAUGGGAGCAGGACUCCAGGUCAGAGCGGAGCUUGGGAUCCCAGCAACCCCAACACGCCGUCCAGGAAUGAGGAAGACUACGACUUCGGCUACGAUGACGAACCCUCUCCGUCCCCUCAGGCCUACGGGACGACCCCCAACCCUCAGACCCCGGGUUACCCCGAGGUCCCCUCGCCACAGGUCAACCCUCAGUACAACCCUCAGACACCUGGCACGCCCGCGAUGUAUAACACAGAGCAGUAUUCUCCAUAUGCGGCCCCGUCCCCUCAGGGCUCCUACCAGCCCAGCCCCAGCCCUCAGAGCUACCACCAGGUGGCGCCCUCACCUGUCGGCUACCAGAAUACGCACUCACCAGCCAGCUACCACCCUACGCCGUCCCCCAUGGCUUACCAGGGAGGGAUGUGCUCGGUGUUCAUGCAGGAAUCUGAGAAGGUGGUGAGCGUCAGCAGCGAUCACCUGGAGCCGGUCACGCCCACCAAAAACAACAAGGUGAAGGUGAUUCUCGGAGAGGACCGCGAGGCCACGGGGAUCCUUCUGAGCAUCGACGGAGACGACGGCAUCGUGCGCAUGGAGCUGGACGACCAGCUCAAGAUCCUGAACCUGCGGUUCCUGGGCCGCCUCGAGCACUGAGCCUCGCAGAGCUCCCACACAAACAUCUGGUUUUUAUUACCUAAAGAUCCAAAAACCACAUCUGGCUCUGUGUGCGGUUCAGCAGAUCUCUCUGUUUUUGGCAUUUUUAUUUCCUUCUUUUCUUAUUAGUGGUCUGAAUCUGCUUUUAGUGCUUUUCCUUCAUGUUCUGUCUGUGACUUUGGUUUUCUUGAUGCAGCAGGAUGAAAAUAAUGUGUAACAUGUUAAUAAACUGAUUCAGUG
This is a messenger RNA of Neolamprologus brichardi, 3108 nucleotides long. NCBI's taxonomy places the organism in Eukaryota, Metazoa, Chordata, Actinopteri, Cichliformes, Cichlidae. The record is from RefSeq and is a predicted model, not a curated record.